AUGAUCACAAUUUGUAAUGACAGCCACAGUAAUUUCAUCCUCCUGGGCUUCUCUGACAAGCCACAUUUGGAGAAGAUACUGUUUUGGGUCAUUCUGAUAUUUUAUUCCUUGACAAUUGUAGGAAAUAUGGUCAUAGUUCUUGUCUCCUCUAAGGAUCCAAAACUCCGCAUUCCUAUGUAUUUCUUUCUUUCCAACCUUUCCUUGCUAGAUCUCUGUUUCACCAGCAGCUGUGUUCCACAGAUACUGGUUAAUCUCUGGGGUCCAGAGAAGACCAUCAGCUACAUUGGCUGUACCAUUCAACUCUACGUGUUCUUAUGGCUUGGGGCCACUGAAUCUGUCCUCCUUCUGGUCAUGGCUGUUGACCGCUUUGUGGCAGUAUGUCAUCCACUGCAAUAUACCACUAUCAUGCACCCAAAACUCUGCCUGCAGCUCUCCAUCCUGGCAUGGGGGACUGGUCUGGUCCAGUCUCUGAUCCAGUCCUCUGCCACACUCCACUUACCCUUCUGCUCCCAUCGGAGGGUGGAUGACAUUGUGUGUGAAGUCCCAGCCUUGAUUCAGCUCUCCAGUACAGACACUACCCACAAUGAAAUUCAGAUGUCCAUAGCCAGUAUUAUUUUCCUAGUGGUGCCUUUGAUCAUUAUCCUUUCCUCUUACGGUGCUAUUGGUAAGGCUGUGCUUAAGAUAAAGUCAACUGCAGGGCAGAAGAAAGCAUUUGGCACCUGCACUUCUCACCUUCUUCUGGUUUUCCUCUUCUAUGGUACUGUCACAGCUGUCUACCUUCAACCCAAGAAUCAUUAUGCUCAUGAACGUGGCAAGUUUCUCACUCUGUUUUACACUGUAAUAACCCCUACUCUUAACCCCCUUAUCUACACUUUAAGAAACAAAGAAGUAAAGGGGGCAUUAAUAAGAUUAGGGCAGAGGACCUGGGAUUCCCAGAAUAACUAA
This is a messenger RNA of Trichechus manatus latirostris (Florida manatee), 945 nucleotides long. RefSeq names its product olfactory receptor 2H2-like. The record is from RefSeq and is a predicted model, not a curated record. Gene Ontology annotation, cellular component: plasma membrane. Gene Ontology annotation, molecular function: olfactory receptor activity; G protein-coupled receptor activity. The transcript has a single exon. Gene Ontology annotation, biological process: G protein-coupled receptor signaling pathway; detection of chemical stimulus involved in sensory perception of smell. The coding region runs from base 1 to 945 and encodes 314 amino acids. Lineage: Eukaryota; Metazoa; Chordata; Mammalia; Sirenia; Trichechidae.